Acanthopagrus latus (yellowfin seabream) is the source of this 1470-nucleotide messenger RNA. RefSeq names its product inorganic pyrophosphatase 2 (gene ppa2). Gene Ontology annotation, molecular function: inorganic diphosphate phosphatase activity; magnesium ion binding. Gene Ontology annotation, biological process: phosphate-containing compound metabolic process. The transcript is spliced from 12 exons. Gene Ontology annotation, cellular component: cytoplasm. The coding region runs from base 28 to 1062 and encodes 344 amino acids. The record is from RefSeq and is a predicted model, not a curated record. NCBI's taxonomy places the organism in Eukaryota, Metazoa, Chordata, Actinopteri, Spariformes, Sparidae.
ACCCAUCGAGGGGAAGAAGUGUGUAUAAUGAGCCCGCUGCUCCUGCGCUGUUCGUCCGGCUGCCUUGUGACAGUUCUCGGCUCAUUUUCCGCCUCUCGAAACAAACUCAUCACACAAGCAGCGGCGGCUCCUCACCUGUAUUAUCUGAGAAAAACGAUGCACUAUCACACGGAGGAGAGAGGACACCCCCAUUCCCCCGACUACCGGAUUUAUUUUAAAAACGCUGAAGGAAAAUACAUUUCACCGUUCCAUGACAUUCCACUUAUAGCCGAGUCAGAACAGGACAAUGACGUGCCAGCUAAAAAACCCAGGAAGAAUGAGAGUGAGGUGCUCUUCAACAUGGUUGUGGAGGUUCCUCGGUGGUCAAAUGCUAAAAUGGAGAUUGCAACAAAAGAACCGCUGAACCCGAUCAAACAAGACGUAAAGAAAGGAAAGCUCCGGUAUGUUGCCAACAUAUUUCCCCAUAAAGGUUACAUUUGGAAUUAUGGGGCAAUCCCACAGACAUGGGAAGACCCAAACCACACAGACAAAGAGACAAAGUGUUGUGGCGAUAAUGAUCCUAUUGACGUCUGUGAGAUCGGCACCCAGGUGUGCUCUCCAGGUCAGGUGAUUCAAGUGAAAGUGCUUGGCAUCUUGGCUAUGAUCGAUGAGGGAGAAAUGGAUUGGAAGGUUAUCGCUAUCAAUGCUCAGGAUCCAGAUGCCAAAAGUUUAAACAGCAUAGAGGAUGUCCGAAAGAGUCGGCCUGGUCAUCUAGAGGCCACUGUCGACUGGUUUAGGAAAUAUAAGGUGCCUGAUGGAAAACCUGAGAACCAAUUUGGAUUCAAUGGACAAUUCAAAGACAAGGACUUUGCAGUUGAGAUUAUUAAGUCCACCCAUGAGCACUGGAGGGCACUAGUGCGGAAGCAGACGAAUAGUGGAGGAAUUGAAUGCAAAAAUAUCUCCUGCUGUGAGAGCCCUUUCAAAUGCAGUGCAGACGAGACCAAAGAUGUGGUCCAGUCGGCCCCUGCAUAUGGCAGUGCACAUCCUGUGUCUCCAGAGGUGGAUAAAUGGCAUUUUGUCUGAAGCCCUAAACACAAUAUGGAAACCAACAAAACUUAACAUCACAUGAAGCAGUUGCAUCUUUUGUAAGCAGCUGGAUUUAUUUUUGGUAAGAACUCAUUCUCCAAUAUAUAAAGUGCCAUCUACGUUUAUUAUACAACAAUUUGUGGGGGAUGGGGACAUUAAUAGCCAAUGCUUUGAAAAUAUUAACCAAUGAAGAUCUGUACGUUUUGUAAUGUUAAGUAAAGAACCAUAAAUAAGAUUUGUUUUGUGUCUGGACUUUGUGUUGAGAUUGAAAGUUGUGUUAACGCACUCUAAUUUGUGUUUUAGAAUGUAAGUAAUCUGUGCUUGUAAUCACACACACAACGCAAUUUGUAUGUAACAAGAAAACGUGUCUCCCUGUUUGGGUAAAUAAAACAAAUAAGGCUUGAA